AUGGAAAGCCCAUCCGUCGACUGGAAAGCUUCCAAAUGGGAUCCAAUGGAUCUUGCUUUUAUCGUGUUCACGUCUGGCAGUACUGGAAAGCCCAAGGGUAUCCUGAUGAACCAUUCCUCCCUCUGCACCAGCAUUCAGGAUCACACUAGCUCGCUAAAUAUCGAGGCCGGAGAGACGCGAGGGUUGCACUUUGCCUCGUACGCCUUUGAUGCUAGCAUAUAUGAAAUUUUCUCCGUUCUUGUCAAUGGGGGGUGUGUCUGCAUUCCAUCUGAAGCCGAUCGCUCAAAUAACCUCGCUGGCUUCAUCAACGCAUCGCAUGUGAACUGGGCCAUUUUUACCCAAACCGUGCUCAACAACCUCCUUCAACCGGAGCAGGUUGUUCCAGGCCUCCAAACGGUUGUUGUCGGGGGUGAAGCGCUUACCCAGGACGUGGUGGAUGUCUGGGCAGACAAAGUGGCUCUGGUCAACGGGUAUGACCUGGCCGAAACUACCAUCUGUGCGGCUAGACUAGUCCCCGUCCACGGAUGGCUGCCAGGAACAAUUGGAAAGGUGACCGGUGGCAUUGGAUGGAUCACGAUGCCUUCGGAUCCUUCGCGACUGGCCCCAAUUGAAGGGCCCGUGGUGACCCGCGGCUACAUGAAUGAUCCAGACAAGACUGCGGAGGUGUACAUACCAGCACCAGAUUGGCUGAAAAAAUUCCGGAAUAAGGACACUUCAUGGCACACCGGCCGUCUCUAUCGAUCAGGGGACUUGGUUCAAUAUACACAUGGUGGUGGUAUUCGAUUCUUAGGUCGCAGAGAUACCCAGGUCAAGUUGCGUGUGCAACGCAUUGAAUUAGGUGAAGUGGAGUAUCAAACAGCUCGAGCUUUCCCAUGCGUGAAGGAGGUGGUAGCUGAGGUGGUUUAUCGAGGCGGAAAUAAGUGUGAUGCCACUCUGGUAGUGUUCAUUGUGACGACGACGGACAGUAAUGAGGCGUUGGAGGAGCUCUUCGUUGGCUACGAUUCCCAAUUCGCCGCUGCGGUCCACACUGCCACAGUGAAGCUCAGCAAACAGCUGCCGCGGUAUAUGGUUCCAGCUACCUUCCUGCGUGUAUCUCAUGUGCCCCGAUCAGGCAGUGGCAAGAUCGACCGCUGGUCCUUACGCGAACAGGCGGCUGCUAUGCGUAAUCCCGAUGAAUUCUCAAAAACAACCAGGCGAACUGCUCCGAGGGAGCUCACCAUGAAGCAGGAACACCUCCUGCGCGACCUGAGACUCCGUCAAGGCCAUGAGGAUGUCCAAUCUAGCUCGGCAGCUCGGCCGCCGAAUUUCCCUGAUGGACAUUUCAAUCAUCCCACUCUCUCAGAGCUCGCCCGUGCCACUGAACGCUCGCUGCAAGACAUCACAGUCGAUGAUUAUCGCCCAGGAUCCUUGCUAGGUAUCACCGAUUUGGAAAGUUUUGUGACUCGUUUUCCUGGACUGCCUGCCACACUUGCUGCUGAAAACCUCGCCGAUGUCCUGCCCACUACGCAGCUCCAGGGCUCACUUAUGGACGAUCAAAACGCCACUUACUUCGUUGUGUCUCUUCCAAAUGGGAUCGAUAUGGAUCGCCUGAAUAAGGCAUGUCUUGCCAUGGUUGACCACAACCCGAGCCUACGUACGAUUUUGGUACCAUAUGGAGCCCAAUAUAUCCAGAUCAUUCUCCGCCAGGUCAAUCUUCCGAUUACUCAGCUGACAUGUGAAGGCGAUAUGGAGGAGUUUGUCCAAUCUGUCUGCACUCAAGAUUAUAAUACACCCAUACCCCCCGAGGUGCCCCAGUCCUACUACGCCCGCACGUCCGACAGCGUUGUUGAAAAAGAUUCCACUCCCAUAAUGAAAGGGGGUGUCACGAUGGCAACGUUGACAAAGGCCGCUUGGGCACUGGUCCUUGCACAGGUUACUGGUCAAGAUGACGUUGUCUUUGGAAAUGUGUUGAAUGGACGAGAGCUGCCCAUUGCCAACGCCGAAGAGGUCCCCGGACCUUGUAUCACUGUCUUGCCACUCCGGGUCAGCAUCCAACGCUCGUGGACAGUGCAAAGCUUACUUUGGCAUGUUCAGCAGCAAUAUAAGCGGGCUAUACCCUUCUCCAGUGCGGAGUUUUACGAGAUCAAACGGCUGAUGGCCGCCCACUGGUCUCCUGAGGCCAGGCUCUGCAGUGUUUUCACUCAUCAAAAUGAGGGUGUGGAAAGGACGAUUCCAUUCCAGAAUGUGGAGUGUCCCAUGGAGAUGUUCCAACACAACGACUCUACUCCCUUCCAUGUCGUUACUGGGCCCCAAGGGGACAACCUUCUUAUUGCCAUGUCUGUGUUGGAUCCGGCGUUCUGUCAAGAGGACAUCAAUGACUUGGAGAAACUGGCUACUACUAUUAUUAAACUGGCUGCUGAUGAUUCUGCCGCGCUUGAGUUUUAG
Messenger RNA from Aspergillus tanneri, 2424 nucleotides. Its product is annotated as Nonribosomal peptide synthetases (NRPS). The transcript has 4 exons. Lineage: Eukaryota; Fungi; Ascomycota; Eurotiomycetes; Eurotiales; Aspergillaceae. Gene Ontology annotation, biological process: secondary metabolite biosynthetic process; amino acid activation for nonribosomal peptide biosynthetic process. Bases 1 to 2424 code for a protein of 807 amino acids. Gene Ontology annotation, molecular function: phosphopantetheine binding; catalytic activity. The record is from RefSeq and is a predicted model, not a curated record. Gene Ontology annotation, cellular component: cytoplasm.